Salvelinus fontinalis (brook trout) is the source of this 6827-nucleotide messenger RNA. RefSeq names its product homeobox protein HMX2-like. NCBI's taxonomy places the organism in Eukaryota, Metazoa, Chordata, Actinopteri, Salmoniformes, Salmonidae. Gene Ontology annotation, biological process: regulation of transcription by RNA polymerase II. The transcript is spliced from 2 exons. Bases 228 to 1046 code for a protein of 272 amino acids. Gene Ontology annotation, molecular function: DNA-binding transcription factor activity, RNA polymerase II-specific; RNA polymerase II transcription regulatory region sequence-specific DNA binding. Gene Ontology annotation, cellular component: nucleus. The record is from RefSeq and is a predicted model, not a curated record.
AAUACUGCCUUUAGUCCAGAGCGCGUGGAAGUAGACCAGGAAUACAUUCAUGUUCCCUGAGCUCCAGGAAAAAACAACCCAAGCACCCCCAUUUAUAAAAAGGUUUUACUAAAGAAAUACUAUUUUCGAACUCUUUUACACAAGAGGAGUCCUCACAGACCAAUAAUAAGAAAACAAUUAUACAAAAACUAUACGAUAUAGUCCAAUCUUACUGUUAUGAGUCGAGAAUGAGUACCACAGAAGACAACGGAAGCAAGUGCUCUUCGGCCCCGAUUUCCACCUUCACCAUUCAGUCGAUAUUGGGCAAGUCGUCGGAGAAGCCACGGUCCGGGGCGAAGGAGAGUUCCAAGGGACUGCAGCUGGCGAGGACGCGCUUGCUCUCGGUUUCUUCCGAAGAGGAGUGCAGCGGUGGGGAGGACUCUGCAGACUGUUUCUGCUCUGAUCCUGGUCACAGCGAGCCAUGCAACCAACAUCAACCACUUAAUUUUUCACGUUUAGGUGCAACCAAGGGACUUAUUUCAGGCCAUGACGGGAUUGCACGGCGACCGCACUUGACACAGCCUCUGCUGCAGGAUUACAAAGAGGAACAAGAGAGACCAUGCAAUCCAAUGUCACCUAUUUCCGAGGAGAGACAGACAGACGGUGCGAACAAGCAGGCUAACUCGUCCAAGAAGAAGACUCGUACCGUCUUCUCGCGGAGUCAGGUGUACCAGCUCGAGUCCACAUUUGAUAUGAAGAGGUAUUUGAGCAGCUCCGAGCGAGCCUGCUUGGCAUCAAGUCUACAGCUAACAGAAACUCAAGUGAAGACGUGGUUUCAGAACCGUAGAAACAAGUGGAAGCGACAACUGUCGGCGGAACUGGAGGCUGCGAAUAUGGCACACGCAUCCGCACAGACACUGGUCGGAAUGCCGCUUGUUUUUAGAGAUAGCUCCCUGCUCCGGGUACCAGUUCCAAGAUCUAUUGCUUUUCCAACGCCGCUAUACUAUCCUGGCAGCAGCCUACAAGGGUUACCCCUGUACAAUCUGUAUAACAAGAUUGAAUAUUGACUCAAUGCCUGUGAUGACAGUCCAAAAAAAAUAACACGUUAACACGCGACAGUACUUUCUUAUAAAUGUCUGCCAAACUCCUGUCUAUUAUAUCACUUUAUUUGUUGAAAAAAUAUGUCUUAUUAUGCAGCAACUGUACGUUUUAACAAGAAAGCAACAAGCUUCUCUAAAUGUAUAAAAUACACCAUGUGUAUAAUAAUUAUUUUGAACCUUGAUUUUGCGUUCUUCUCCCUGGUUUAACACGUUAUACAUUGCGGGAAUUUAGACACUGAAAUACAGAUGUUAUCAAGUGGACUGUUUCCCAAACGAAUUAUGAAUACAUUCACACACAUUUUUAAAUGUAAUGUGAAUGUGAAUAUGAUAUAUUGAGGUCCAACCACCUUAACCUGUUAAAAUACUGGAUGAAAUUGGGUUUAUACAUUUGGGGAUAUGGAAGUGCAAACUCGUUGCUUCGAUUUUGGGGAAAUGUUAUUGUAAUCAUAGGCCCACCAAAUAAACUGCUAAUUCAAUACAUUUUCUAUAUCAGUGAAACAUGGGUUGGGAUUUAUUGUACAUUUGCCCGUUUUUAAUAUUUAUUUCGACAUCUCAAUUGUGGCAUUCAAUCCAGUUUUUGAAAAACAGGAAAGGAAAAACGAAUGUCAAAUGUACAAUAUAAAAUAGCUUACUUAUUUAAAAUAUUCACACUGCAGCUCAAAGAUUAUUAAAGGAAAACCUAUAUUUGUUAUUUUUCUGUGUAACUUUCUGCCAUGGAAGUGUCAAUCAACAUGACAUCCAGCUACAGUUGGCCAAACUCUCUUAUAAACAUAUGACUCUGCAACUAACUAGGCCUCUAAAGGUGAACAAUGAUACUAAAACACCCUCUUAGCCAGUGGCAUAAGCGUCCAGUGCGCCAAAAUUCACAUUCAAAACAUCUAGAUUGCCUGGCAGCCUAAAAACAAUGUAGGACACUGUUUUUCCGUAUUCAACAUAUAUUUGUCAAAUGUGAACAAUGUAAUAUUAUACCCUAAGCCUCAUAGGUCUGUUGUAACAAGUGCUCAUUUGCCUACUACUAACAGUGUAACUAACAAGAUGUGCUAUUAACAACAAAGUGUUGUGAACAUAUUUUUACCAGAAGGGUACUACAGUUUCAAAAUGAUCUAUGUAUACAAGUGAUUUCAGGUGUAGCCUUCCAUUGCAGUAUUACUGGCUGCAGAUGGGUUUAUGUGCUGCUUCCCUUCAACCAUGGGCACAUAAUGAGUUAAGAUCGUGUCAAACGCUUUGGUUAUAUUUAUGUUACCUGUCUUAAACAUAAAGACUUCUUUCAUCUGUCAUCACAGUCCUUUGGCAAGUUAGCCAAUGUGAAAUGUGUCAUAUGUACUUAUGAGUGUCAACUCAGUGGUCUGCUUAACCUAUUUCAGGGGAAGGGAAAGAGAUGUACACCAUCAGCAACCAAUCAGAGUCAUGGCGGCAUAUUCUGACAUUUGAAGUGUGCAUUACAGGAACGCCUAGCCUUGUUGGAGGGAAUGUAAUAAGCAGUGCCAUUGUUAAAGUUCAAGACUCACCGCAUCGUCGUGUGAUGCUUUUCCUUUUCCAGCUAGCCACCACUCAUAUCAAAUCCAACUUUAUUUGCCACAUGCGCCGAAUACAACAAGUGUAGACUUUACCGUGAAAUGCUUACUGACAAGCCCUUAACAACAGUGCAGUUCAAGAAGAAGAAAAUAUUUACCAAGUAGACUAAAAUAAAAAGUAAUAAUAAAAAGUACACAAUAAGAAUAAGAAUAACAAGGCUAUAUACAGGUGGCACCGGUACCGAGUCAGUGUGCGGGGUACAGGCUAGUUAAGGUAAUCUGUACAUGUAGGUGGGGGAAAAGUGACUAUGCAUAUAGGUAACACUGUAUCGGUUACAAUGAAAAAUACUUGUUAAAAUAUUAGACAAGCCUUUCUGACAAAGAAACCUGUUUCGAAAUGGCAUAGCACUUUGAGUGUUUAUAGGGAGAAAACGUAUAUUUAACUCUCAAAUCACUGAUUGGUAUAGGCCCAAUUGAUAGCAGUUUCAUUGUCUAUUGCAGGAUUACAGUCUAGUUGUAACAAGUGUAUACUGUACAAUAUUAGGUAAUACAUUCCGUAGGCCUCUAAGAAUGGGGCCAACUCCAUUUCAACUCAGGUCAAUUCAUGAAAUGAAUUGAAAUUGAAGCAAUGUAAAACUUUUGCCUGGAGCUUAGAUUGCUUUUAAACUUAACAGACAACCUAGGUACGUUUCUACCAAGGUUAUUAUAGUAAACUGAAACUAAAACAAAACGAAUAAUAAACAAAUUAUUUGGUGCAUCUUUGUCAUCUCACCUAACCUAUGACCUGACCCAUCACCUUAUGCAUUACUGCCCCACAGUGGCAAAAAUAGACAUUCCACAAAACCAAAAAAGUGUACAACACAAAAAUGGCUCCUAGCCUCCCAUAGGCUACUUCAUUUCACUAACACUAAAACUAAAUAAUAGAAAAACUAAAUGUUUUUAUUAUACUUAAACUAAGUGACUAGUAAAUCAGAUCUGAAAACUAACUGAAACUAAACUGAAUUUAGAAUCAAAAUCUUAAAACGAAUAGACAUUAAAACUAAUAUAAAAACAGACCUAUAAUCUUUGUUUCAACUAUUGAAACAAACAUAUUACACACAUGUUAGUUUUCCAUGACCGCCGAUAAGGCUAUAAAAAAUAUGAUUUUGGUACAAUUGUACAAUAAUGCAGCACAUGGAAAAUGGUUGGAAAUACACAUUUUGGAAAUAACUCUGUCUUUUUGUAUCUUCUUUGUACCUUCUGUAUCUAUGUUUGCUCUUACAAUAUUAGGCUAGAGUAUUUGGUUUCUCUAACGUUAAUAGGCCCAAUCAAACUACACACACACACACACGCACACGCACACGCACACGCACGCACGCACGCACGCACGCACGCACGCACACACACACACACACACACACGCACACACACACACACACACACACACACACACACACACACACACACACACACCUCUCCUUCUCUCUCUCGAUACUAAUGGCUAUACAUUACCCUGCAGCAUCAUGACUAGCGAGGCUCUGUUGCCCAGCAGAUUAUUCCUGACCCAAUUCCUGCAACUGCCGCUCGGUGUUCUGGGCAAAUGGAUCACGUUAGACAACAUAAGUGAUUUAUGGGUAACUGAUGCUGGCGGAGAGGUGCAGGGGGAUGAAUUUGUGAAAGAAAGGAAAAGGAGAGAAAAGAGUGAAAGAGACAGAACGCUCAUGAAAAGGAGGAAUAUCGUUGUGUGAAUGAAGCCGUUUCUUAGUUUUACAGUGGUCAUUAUGCCACCAUGUUUGACGGUAUUACACUACUCUCCUGGAUGGAAAUGUGUGCACUGCUGACUUGUGGGAAAUCUGCAUGACCUGUUACAUGGGGUUGUUUGAUUUACAGGAGAGAGAUAGAAAGGGUUGGAGAGACUGAGCGGUGAGGGAGAGAGAGAGAGAGAUAAAGAAAAAAGUGAGAGGGGCUUGUGUGAUACAUCCCCCAAAUGCCAGGUAUGAAUUUCACAUUUUAAUAGUGAGGCAAUGAAAAUGAUUUGAACUGGUUUAAAUGGCAAAGAAAUAGCGUCUGGAAUCACUGUGAAAAUUUCUUGAGAUUAUGUAUUGUGCUUUAGGAUUGAUCAAACCUGCCUGGUAAAGUGAAAAGCAAGUGUAAUUCACUUUGUGGUACAAUUUAUGGCAAGAAUAAUGGUAACUGUAGAAAGAGGGGCAGGGAAAAGAUGAGCUGAAGGAUUUCCAGGAUAUUUCUUUCAUCCCUAGAGGAAACUAUCUACAGGACUCCCAAUGUUUACAUUUUACUCAGCUUUUCCCAUGUGGCAGUCCUAAAAUGGAUACAAAAAUUACAAUAAUUUGUUUAGCUACAGUUGAAGUCGGAAGUUUACCUUAGCACCUUAGCCAAAUACAUUUAACCUCAGUUUUUCACAAUUCCUGACAUUUAAUUUGAGUCAAAAUUCCCUGUCUUAGGUCAGUUAGGAUCACCACUUUAUUUUAAGAAUGUGAAAUGUCAGAAUAAUAGUAGAGAGAAUGAUUUAUUUCAGCUUUUAUUUCAUUCAUCACAUUCCCAGUGGGUCAGAAGUUUACAUACACCCAAUUAGUAUUUGGUAGCAUUGCCUUUAAAUUGUUUAACUUGGGUCAAACGUUUCAGGUAGCCUUCCACAAGCUUCCCACAAUAAGUUGGGUGAAUUUCGGCCCAUUCCUCCUGACAGAGCUGGUGUAACUGAGUCAGGUUAGUAGGCCUCCUUGCUCGCACACGCUUUUACAGUUCUGCCCACAAAUUCUCUAUAGGAUUGAGGUCAGGGCUUUGUGAUGACCACUCCAAUACCUUGACUAUGUUGUCCUUAAGGCAUUUUGCCACAACUUUGGAAGUAUGCUUGGGGUCAUUGUCCAUUUGGAAGACCCAUUUGCGCCCAAGCUUUAACUUCCUGACUGAUGUCUUGAGAUGUUGCUUCAAUAUAUCCACAUAACUUUCCUCCCUCAUGAUGCCAUCUAUUUUGUGAAGUGUGUCAGUCCCUCCUGCAGCAAAGCACCCCCACAACAUGAUGCUGCCACCCCCGUGCUUCACGUUUGGGAUGGUGUUCUUCGGUUUGCAAGCCCCCCCCUUUUUCCUCCAAACAUAACAAUGGUCAUUAUGGCCAAAGAGUUAUAUUUUUGUUUCAUCAGACCAGAGGACAUUUCUCCAAAAAGUACGAUCUUUGUCCCGCAGUUAAAAAACCAUAGUCUGGCUUUUUCAUGGCAGUUUUGGAGCAGUGGCUUCUUCCUUGCUGAGCGGCCUUUCAGGUUAUGUCAAUAUAGGACUUUCUAGGGAGUUUUUCCUAGCCACCGUGCUUCUACACAUGCAUUGCUUGCUGUUUGGGAUUUUAGGCUGGGUUUCUGUACAGCACUUUGAGAUAUCAGCUGAUGUAAGAAGGGCUAUAUAAAUACAUUUGAUUUGAUUUGACUUGUUUUACUGUGGAUAUAGAUACUUGUGUACCUGUUUCCUCCAGCAUCUUCACAAGGUCCUUUGUUGUUGUUCUGGGAUUGAUUUGCACUUUUCGCACCAAAGUACAUUAAUCUCUAGGAGACAGCUCCUUCCUGAGCAGUAUGAUGGCUGUAUGUUCCCAUGGUGUUUAUGCUUGCGUACUAUUGUUUGUACAGAUGAACGUGGUACCUUCAGGCAUUUGGAAAUUGCAGGCGUUUGGAGGUCUUGGCUGAUUUCUUUAGAUUUUCCCAUGAUGUUAAGCAAAGAGGCACUGAGUUUGAAAUACAUCCACAGGUACACCUCCAAUUGACUUAAAUGAUGUCAAUUAGCCUAUCAGAAGCUGCUAAAGCCAUGACAUCAUUUUCUGGAAUUUUCCAAGCUGUUUAAAGGCACAGUCAACUUAGUGUAUGUAAACUUCUGACCCACUGGAAUUUUGAUACAGUGAAUUAUAAGUGUAAUAAUCUGUCUGUAAACAAUUGUUGGGGAAAUGACUUAUGUCAUUCACAAAGUAGAUGUCCUAUCCGUCCUAUCCUAUCCUUGAAAAACUAGUUUUAAUGACUCCAACCUAAGUGUAUGUAAACUUCUGACUUCAGCUGUAUAUGACUGUAUUAGAGUAUAGGGUAAUUCUGUUCCAGUUAGACUGCACGUUUGAUCUGAAAUACAAACAAUACCAAAUAUCAUGUUUGACAUGGCUCUAACAAAGUGUCAUGUCAUCAUUACAACUUUAUGUUAUCUUUAUUGUUUUGUCACCCCAAAUAUCAAAAUGCCAUUUGUUACUGUUUACAUUCCUAAAUAAAUA